UCUGGAGGUAAAUACAGUAAGUCCCUGACAGCCAGAGGCUCUUUCCUAGCUUUGUUGUUAUCAACAGCCAUCAAGCUGCGCGCGGGUGACAGGCUGGCGUUCAUCGAGCUUCCCUAACGUCCACGAGGCAGACGUAAGGACGUCAAACUUUACUAGUUUGGAGUUUGAGUGAUGAGAGAUAAACACGUCCUCCCUUCAUGCUUACUUUCAACAAAAAAGAAGUUAUGGAUAUUUGCGACGGGAAGAAGAGGAGACAGGUAAGCGGCGGCGUGCGCGGCGGCAGGCGGAGCGCGGCCGUGAAAAUGAAGCGCGACGUGGACAAGGUCCUCCGCUCGCUCACGGUGGGGGACAACAACCACACGGAGCCCAUGGAGGAGGAGGAGGAGGAGGAGGACGAGGACGACAGCUGCUUCUCCAUUAGCUUCCUGCGGAAUGGCCGACCGGAGCCCGCCGAGGCGCUCGCUCCGCGGUAUAGCCUGCUGCGGGAGGUCGGGCGCGGAAGCUACGGGGUCGUGUUCGAGGCUAUUGCCCGGAAAACGGGGGCCAGGGUGGCGGUGAAGAGGCUCCAGUGUGACGCCCCGGAAAACGUGGAGCUCGCUCUGGCCGAAUUCUGGGCCCUGACGAGCCUGGAGAACCGGCACCAGAACGUGGUCCAGCUGGAGGAGUGCGUCCUGCAGAGGAACGGCCUGGCCCAGAAGAUGAGCCACGGGAACAAGAGGUCCAAGCAGUACCUGCGCCUGGUGGAGACGUCACUAAAAGGGGAGCGCAUACUGGGUCACCCGGAGGAGCCCUGUUACCUCUGGUUCGUCAUGGAGUUUUGCGAGGGCGGGGACCUCAACCAGUACAUCCUGUCCCGCCGGCCCGACCCCCAGACCAACAGGAGCUUUAUGCGCCAGCUGACCAGCGCCGUGGCGUUCCUGCACAAGAACAACAUCGUCCACCGGGACCUGAAGCCCGACAACAUUCUCAUCUCGCAAAAAUCGGGUUCUCCCGUUCUCAAAGUGGCCGACUUCGGCCUCAGUAAGGUUUGCGCCGGCCUCCACUCCAAGACCAGCGAGGAGCACCCUGCGGCGGGCGGCCGAGGCAGCAACCAGAACGACAACAUCUUCAACAUCAACAAGUUCUGGCUGUCGUCGGCCUGCGGCUCGGACUUCUACAUGGCUCCCGAGGUGUGGGAGGGCCACUACACGGCCAAGGCGGACAUCUUCGCCCUGGGCAUUAUCAUCUGGGCGAUGGUCGAGCGGAUCACUUUCAUCGAUGCCGAGUCCAAGCGCGAGCUGCUGGGCACCUACAUACGGCAAGGCACGGAGAUCGUACCGGUCGGGGAGGCUCUCCUGGAGAACCCCAAGAUGGUUCUCCACAUCCCUCAGAAGGCCAGGAGCUCCAUGUCCGAGGGGGUGAAGAAACUCCUCCAGGACAUGCUGGCGGUCAACCCUCAGGACCGGCCGGACGCCUUCCAGCUGGAGGUGCGCAUGGACCAAGUCACGUGUGCCGCGUGAUAGCCCCACAACCUCCUGAUGCCUCUCCUUUUUUAACCUAACUAGUCAAAGAAGGGACCACUCUCCUUCCCAGCUUUGUUUACUUCAUGGACGUGGACUAGGAUGGA
Messenger RNA from Etheostoma cragini (Arkansas darter), 1606 nucleotides. RefSeq names its product serine/threonine kinase 35 (gene stk35). Gene Ontology annotation, cellular component: cytoplasm; autophagosome. Gene Ontology annotation, molecular function: protein serine/threonine kinase activity; ATP binding. The record is from RefSeq and is a predicted model, not a curated record. Gene Ontology annotation, biological process: axon extension; positive regulation of autophagy; protein autophosphorylation. The transcript has 3 exons. The coding region runs from base 198 to 1499 and encodes 433 amino acids. NCBI's taxonomy places the organism in Eukaryota, Metazoa, Chordata, Actinopteri, Perciformes, Percidae.